Messenger RNA from Lachancea thermotolerans CBS 6340, 444 nucleotides. It is a transcript of the gene CMD1, whose product is annotated as calmodulin. Gene Ontology annotation, cellular component: myosin II complex. Gene Ontology annotation, molecular function: calcium ion binding. The coding region runs from base 1 to 444 and encodes 147 amino acids. The record is from RefSeq and is a predicted model, not a curated record. NCBI's taxonomy places the organism in Eukaryota, Fungi, Ascomycota, Saccharomycetes, Saccharomycetales, Saccharomycetaceae. The transcript has a single exon.
AUGUCCAGGAACCUUACUGAAGAACAGAUUGCUGAGUUCAAGGAGGCAUUCGCCUUGUUUGACAAAGACAACAACGGCUCAAUUACAUCCUCGGAAUUGGCCACCGUGAUGAGAUCUCUGGGUCUAUCGCCAAGCGAGGCCGAGGUUUCCGACUUGAUGAAUGAGAUCGAUGUCAAUGGAAACCACAAGAUCGAGUUCAGCGAGUUUUUGGCGCUAAUGUCGCGCCAGCUAAAGUCCAAUGAUUCGGAGCAAGAAUUGCUUGAGGCUUUUAAGGUCUUCGACAAGAAUGGCGACGGGCUGAUUUCAGCCGCCGAGCUGAAGCACGUUCUGACCUCCAUUGGUGAGAAGCUGACAGACGCCGAAGUUGAUGAGAUGCUCAGAGAAGUCAGUGACGGCAGUGGUGAGAUCAACAUCAAACAGUUUGCUGCACUUCUCUCGAAAUGA